AUGGAAGUUUGGCUAGCUCGACGGCGACUGUCGCUCCUUGUGCUCUGGGUUCACGUGUGUUGGGCCGUUUCGCCGUGGCCCGGCUUGGUCGCAGACGAGAAUGGCACUCUGCACAUUCAAACGCCCGUGGCGGGCGCAAAGGUCUACUUCAACGGGGUGGAUCUGCUGGCCAAGCUGGCGCGCCUUGAGAGUCAGCUGGCUUACCUCAACAGAACCAGCGCCACCCCUGCUGCCCCGUGGUCCAUGCCGACAGCCCAUGUGCUGAACCUGGGCAGCAUUGGCCCGCCCAAGACCUUUGAGGUGGCUGAUCUGGACGGGGACAACUACCCAGACAUCAUCACGGCCGAUGCCACCUCCACCAUCUUCUGGCAACGCAACCUGCACAAUCUCACCUUUGCCGAGCCUCAAUACAUUGACAUCAGCACCCCGGGGACCGUCGUCAAGUUGGUCAUUGCCGAUGUCAACUUGGAUACGAAUCUGGACGUGUUUACCGUCGAUUCUGUGGGCAACGUCUUGUUGUACGUCAACCUUGGUCUGGGCUCCUUUGGCUCCCGAGUCCCCGUCUCCGAUUCCACAGGCAUCACCGAGGCUGCUGCUACCGACCUUAACAACGAUGGGCUCCUGGAUCUGGUCUAUGCCUCUGCCGUGCAUUCUAUCAUUGGGUGGCGACGAAAUUCCAAUGGAGUCAGUUUUGCUGAGGAUGAUUAUUCCAUCGAUUCUGGAGCCUUAUCCGUCUCGUCCCUGGCCCUCGUUGAUCUCGACGCCGAUGGCCACAUUGACAUUGUGAGCGGCAACUUCCAGAUCAACGGCCUCCGCUGGUCCCGCAAUCUGGAUGGAAAUGGCAGUUUUGCCCAAGCCGUGAGCCUCACCACCAACGCCUCAGCGCCCACUCUUGUGGCGAUUGGGGACCUGGACGGUGAUGGGUGGGUGGAUGUGCUCAGUGCUAGCGGUUUUGUCAACGCGAUUCAAUGGUUUCGCAAUCUUGGCCAUGGAUCUAUCGACCCCGCCCCGCGUCCCAUUGCCCAUGCCGGCGCGGCCCCGCAGCUCACGUCCUUGGUUGUGGCCGACCUCGACAGCGAUGGUGAUCUGGACGUGCUGAGCACCCUCCCCAAUGCCGAGACAGUGGCAUGGUACGUCAACGACGGCGCCGGCAAUUUCAACACCAUGCGCCCCCUCACCACCACCCUACUUGACGCACGAAACUGCCGAGUCAGCGAUCUCGACCUCGACCAGCGCCCCGACGUCAUUGCUUCCGGCAGCAACCCCGGCGAGCUAUACUGGUUUCACAACACGGGGUGGUCCAGUACUUGACCCCUGCUUCUUGCGACCCGCCUCACCUUUUAUUCCUCUCUGAUCACCUCUGUUACUAAUGAUUGAUGAAACAUCCGAUAUACUCUUGAUGAUAACAACAUGUAAUUGAUGAUGG
Molecule: messenger RNA, 1426 nt
Organism: Monosiga brevicollis MX1
Lineage: Eukaryota; Choanoflagellata; Craspedida; Salpingoecidae
Exons: 1
Coding region: 1-1311 (436 amino acids)
Source: RefSeq, a predicted model, not a curated record